CUGUUUGAUCUGCAGUAGCAUUUUGGGGUUUGCUUUCCACUCGGAGAGAAGCCAGAACUCAUCUCGCUCAAUUUCAAUUUUUCCUUGCAAUAUUUAAGCUGGAUGUUUUAAUCAUUUAAAAACAAACAGAAAUGGAAAUAGCUUUUCAAAUGCUGUUUUGCCCUGCUCUUAUCACAGCGUUUGAUAAACCUGAACAGCUCUGUUGUAUUCCUAUGAAAUGAGCUGGAAUCUCACUACCAAAUUCUAUAGAAACAGGUGGGGCUUUAUUCUGUAAAGGCAUCUAUUUUCCAUGGUGGUGUAUUGCAUUUCUGUGUAUUCUGCCCAUGGGGCUCCCAGCCAAAGAUGAGUUCUUUGAAGGGUACUGCUGCUUAACCACUUAUUAUUUAAGACAGACUCAAACUCAAGCUUUCUGUGGUGGGUACGUGGUACAUUUAUCCACAUCAGCUCUGGUGGCUUCUGAGCUUGGGGAGUUAAUCUGUACUUUGCACUCAAGUCAUCUUUCAUCUCAGCAUCUCUAAGCUUUUUAGGGACAUUAGGAUGCACAACUGCGGCGCGGGCAGGGGAGAGGCUGUUAUAAAUGUGGCUGGGGAAACGGAGGCACGGAUUUUGGGAGCCUCUGUUAAUGUGUUCGGUUCAGGGGACAGCCAUUUGUAUGCUGUCCGUGCCUGAUUAUCAGGGAGGCUCUGCAAUUUUUCACAUACUUCAGCUGGUGAUGGAUGCCUCUGUAGGUUUCGUGUAGACCAGAAACUCGUAUUGGUGCUCUAAACGAAUAGGCUGCUUAAAACACUUCAGCUGUGGGGAUGAAGAGGAGCACAGCAAAUGGCAGUGGCAGGAACCCCAAAUUCUGCUUAUAUUUUUUUCCCUGCAGGAAGCUCUGUGACAAAAAGCAAAUCUCACCGAAAACCAGAAGGAAAAUAACCUCACCUCCAUCCCAGCACAGUAACAUCCAGGGCCCCACUGCACAGACCUAUCAGUAACUUGUUGAUUCAAACUCUGGGAAUCUGUACAAAAUAUUUAGUCUGAAAGAGAGAGCUGUACAAAUGCACUCUAAUACAAAUAGUUGUAUUGAUUGUGUUGAGAAAUAGCUGUUCCUCCCCCUCCUCUGAGCACAGCCACCUCCCAGCCCUUAUUUACAAGGAGGAUCCGGGUGAAGGGAGGUAGAGUUGGGUCCCAUUGAGUGGCCCAGGUUGUGGAUACUUUGGGGGUUGUUUUCCCCUUUGUAAGCUUUUUUUUCCUUACCUACCAGGUGCACCCAGGGAGGUGGUAGAGUCACCGUCUCUGGAGGUGUCCAAGAACUGUGGAGAUGUGGCACUGAGGGACGUGGUCAGUGGGCAUGGUGUGACGGGUUGGACUAAGUGAUCUUAGUGGUCUUUUCCAACUUCAGUGAUUCUAUAUGACUGUCACGUCAACAGGUGUCAAAGAGUGAGAGGAAAACCCAGCCCAGCUUUCCGAGCGCACUCAGCAAUCACUUCCUUGCAGAGAUGAAUCAGCCCAGGAGUGGGGUCAGCACAGCUCUGAGAAUAUUAGAGCACCAAGAAUACAUUGGAAACUUCUCAGAUUCUUGGCCCUUUGCAGCAGAGUUCUAACAUGUAGUGGUAUUUCCUCUUGUCGCUGUUCCUUGUAGCCUUUGGAAAUGUCAGCAGUGCAUAUAUUGCCUUUUGUUUGUCACACAGCUGGAGAAAUGAAUUUGCUGCCCCUCAUGAGAUCAAUCACACUCUCCACAGAUAGUUAAUACUGAUGACAGUGGCAGCUUCCUGCUGCCUGCAGCUCCCUUGCAGCCUCCCUGCUGUGUGGGUGCUGUAGGUCACAGAGCACACCUUGGCCAAGGCUCCUGGAUGUGAAUACGCAUUAUGCUGUUGUUCAAAGGUUGAACAGAGAGCUGUGUCCAAGGGAAUCCAUGCAGAUAGAGCCCGAGUAAGACCCCUGCAGAGGAGCAAGCUCACACUUGUAGAUAGUGGAGUUAGAGGCCUAAGGAGCAAAUGUGAUACAUGGGAGAUGGGGAGGGUUGUUCCAUUCUGUUUCCCUUCCACUCCUUUGUUUCUGUCUGUGCAAGGUUUGUCUCAUCGCUUUGCAGAACACAGCAAUGCAAGAAUGCAGAAGCAAGCUGCUCUGCUCAUUGCCAGGAGGACAAGUGGGUGGUGGGAAGGCGGAGACCUGGGGGGGGGGCUGUAAGUGGGGUGCUGCCAAGUUUCCAGUUCAUUUUUUGCUGUUCAUUUUUCUGUUGCUUUAAGGUCUGCUGCAGACUGAUGUGUCAAGCACACUCCAGAACAGCCUGUGUUAGCUGGGGAGGGAAUUAAAUAUCUUCAUCUCUUCUUAUUUGUGUUUUUUUUUUCCCCCUUAUAAGGCCAAAUGUGAUUAAAUUAACCUGAUUAAUAGAAAUGCCAGGUGUGGAAAUGCUGUGUGGCCUCAAUUUGUAAAAGAAAAGCUCAGCUGGCUUGCUUUUACCCUUGAACAUCUUGCUCAUCCCAAGAUAACUGAGGUCACCUGAGGAAAGCCUUUCCCAGUGCUGUAGGUAGAGAUCAGAUCUUCGUUUUCUGGCAGCAGCGUGGGUAAGCCUGUCUGCAGCGUUGGAGGCAUUGCAAACUGCAAGGGGGUUUGCAGUGAUUGCCCAAUAAAAGGGUACUGGGGCAGGGAAGCCAGGCACUGAGACUCUGUGCUGUAAGGUGCUGGGGGCCUUUGUUUGCUAUGUGUGGCUAUGAGAUGCAAAGGAGGUUGGGGCAGAGCAGCCAUCCCAGGUUAAUAAGUGAUACAGGGGAAUGAGACAAAGUGAAAGCCAAUGUGUGUUCGGCAGUAAGUGCUUGAACUUAGGGAGAGAGUGCUUUUUUGAUAUCAGGAGUUUGAUGCAGCAAGUGUUCAGCAGAGUCUGUGCAGUGCCUGUUGUGGAGGCACUUACUGUGCUUAGGACACAAUCUGCCUGGGAGAGCUGCUUUGAGUCCGGGAGCCCUAGGCUGCUCUUGUGGGAGGCAGUCAGCCCAGAUGCUAAACCUGCCCAAGUCUGGGCUGUUCUCUGGGUUUUGGACUGGAUGAACUUGGGAUCCUUAUAGUGCACACUGUUGCAUGAUGUUGUUGUGCUGCUGUAUCCAUUUGGAGGGAGGGGUAUCCUUUUAGGGAAGGCAGUGGAGCUGCCUACAUCUAAAAGCCAUUAAAGAAGUGAAAGGGAAGAAUAUAUGAACUUAAUGUUAAUUCUCAGAUGUCUCCAGAUCCUAUUUGAGAGCCCAUCAGGGCUCUUCCAGUGAGGGAUGAACCUCAGUCUGGAUUCCUUAAGCUCCUUCAAGUCUGUAAGCCAUGUUGGUUGAAGUUUUCUGUUUUUUGUUUUAUAUGAAGACUUAUUUGCUGGUUUAUUUUCUGCUGGGGCAGUCCAAGGGUAUUUUGCAGCACUCUUCUUUCACUGUAACACCGCCAUCCAAAAUAGAAGCAUUGUGUCUGGCUUCAUGGAAGGUCUCAGCUCUCUUUGAAGCUCUGUUGGAAGCUUUUCAUUCCCAGGCUUUUCAGACUUUAAAAAAUAGAAUAUCUUGGCUGGAUACCUUUCGCUUGAGCACAGAAGUGCUCUUGUAGGUUGGUGUUUGAACUGUUCCAUGGCCUGCAUGCAUGCAUUAGUAAUGCGUGCUGUUUGAUUUCAUAGCCACGGCUCUGCUUGUCCAUCUUUGGCCUCCUGCGUGUAUCUCUGGGUGGCAGUCACAGCUGUUUGCCUUGUCCAGGUGUGCGUGUAUUUCAGAGAGGUGACGGGUUGUUGAGCUGGUUUAUUUUAAAUGUAUGAGGUGUGGUGUGCUCUGCCUGCUAAGCAGCUGUCAGAGUCUGAUCGGCAGCAGCCUGGGCUCCAGCAGAGCAGCAUGCAGAAUCUGCAGCAUUCCUGGUUUGCUGAGCCCUGAGAGGACUCUGUGAGGACUGAAAAGAGGGCUCACUGCCUUUCCUCAGGUGGACCUUUAAGCCCCUUCCACUCCACUUGUGUAGGUCACUUUUUUUUUCCCCCCUUUUUUCUUGUAAGGGAGGAAAAAAAAGCCACUUCCUCUGAGUUGUGCCUAUUGACUUUAACUCUCUUGAGCCAAAAGGACUCCAAGAGAUGGCAGCUAUAUGUCAAUAAGAGAUCACAGGUUCUCUAGUUGUUCUCCAUCCCUAUCUCCCUCUGUGACCCUUAGAGUAAUGCACCUCUGUUUUCCAUUUCAUCCCUGGGAAAGUGUGUUUAUCAUCAGUAAAAGCAGAAGAAAGAGAUAUUUCCUGAGGCUAUAUCUUUCUUCAAGGGUUAUCCUUAAAAGCAAGGUGAAACUCUGAGAGGAUUCUAUCUCCUCAAACAGAAGGGCUUUAGCAUGACAUGCAGGAGAAAACAAAACCUGUUCUUCCUCUCGGAUGCCUCCCACUUGGCUUUGGGCAGGAAGCUCCAGCUUAGAACUGCAGAAUCCUUAAGGUUGGAAAAGAUCUCUAAGGCCAUCUAGUCCAACUGCCAACCCAUCCCCACCAUGCCCACUGAUCACAUCCCCCAGUGCCACAUCUCCACGGUUUUUGAACACCUCCAGGCACAGUGACUCCACCACCUCCUUGGGCAGCUGUGCCAAUGCCUGACCACUCUUUCUGGGAAGAAAUUUUUCCUGAUAUCUCUAAUAAUUUACCAUUGGACUGGUUGCACUGCAUUGCAGCCCCAUGACAUCACUGGGAGAAGUCACAUGAGGCUCCUGUGAGUGCAACAUGGCUUAUGUGGACGUGGCUGUAUGCUGUAUGCAGGGGGGAUGUGGGCAGCGGGUGCCCGAUAGCCCUGCUGGUCAUCACCUUGAUGUAGUGUCCCCAUCUGGGGCUGGAGCUGGCUGAGGUUUAGUGCUAUGUUGCAUUCUUGGGAGAGAUUUCCUAAAGGACUGGCAGAGCCACAUCAGGAAAAGCUUUGCUCUGGGCAGGGACAGGAGUGCAGUGGGACUGAUGUUGCUUGGUGCCCCAGGAGGAGCAGUGGGGGCAGUGGGGGCAGCGGGAGCUGUGUGAGUCUCAGCUAAGUGGCACCAGGGUUUAUGCUACAGUAAUUCCCUCUAUUGUUUGAGUUGGUCCUGCACGGUCUGAAAAGCAAGAGUGUUUCCUGGAAGGCUGAAGGGCCUUUUCCCACUUAGUGGUUGUUUCUUUUUUUUUUUUCUCAUUGCUUUUCUCUGACUGCCCUUUGUCUGCCUUUGGGAUUCUUUAAAUGUGCUUUGACUAUGCAUUAUCUUCCUCAUAAGAAAACCCAGCAAGUGUGUCAAGCUGCCUUUUCCAGCACAGUGUGGGGAUGCAAGGACCGAGAGCACAUGGAGCAGAGGAGCUCUGCCUCUCCUGCAUGCUGCCUGGUUUUGCAGCAAAAACACUGCACGCUCAACCUGCCUGUUAGCAGAGCAAGCAGAGCUCUUGCUGUGCAUGCUUUGAAGCCCUGGUAGGAUCUGACCAGAAUCUUUCCUGUCCCAGGCAUAUGCAGUUUAGAAGCAAAGUGUCUCCAAAGUCAGUGUCAGCCAAUGUCUUCCUGUGUCAGCAUCCGUUUUCUUAGAGCCAGCCAGGUGCUCUUGAAUCCCUUUGACUUAGAGGGGCUUAACAAAAAAUUUCCUACAGAAAACAAUAUAUAACCCCAUUCAAAUAGCCAGAGCAGGCUUUAUGUUUUCCUCUUCCUGCUACUGCUUUAUUUUAAAUGCCCUUUCAGCCAGAGCACUUAGUGGCGAUGUUUUGAAGGGCGCCUUUGUUCUGCAUACAGAAAUGUGACUCUGGUAGAGCAGCGGAAAACCUGUCAGAGCUCUCCAGGUGCCCGUGGUUUGAAGGGACAAAGGCAGUUUCUUGUAAAUUGUGACAUUGUUCUGUAGGAUUAGCACGGUUGUCUUUGAGAAUAGCUGUACAGUGGCUGCUUUGAGAGCAGCUCUCUUCAUUAAUUGUUUGAUAGUGAUCUUGGGUUUUUUUUACAAUUGCUUGGAAGGCACUGAGGUUUUGCUGAGUCCGUGCUGCUAAGGGUAAUAGGAAGGGUAUUUGAACCGAAGGUGUCUUGUAUGGAAAUAGCCAUGUUUUCUGUGUCAUCGGGCCCGUUCCUAGCCGGUAUCAAAUGCAAACCUGAACCUUUCCACCACCUCAGCCAUUGGGAACAGCAGACCCCACCAUGUCUGUGUUCCCCUCACUCCUUUCUUUGCUCCCUGGUAAAUGCAAGGUGAAAGUUGGAUGAAGAAAGUGCUCAGAGACAAAAAGAAAACAAAUUCCAAUUCAAAACAAAAUGAAAACGUCAUGUAACUUCUUUAAGAUCUCUAUUAAUGGCACUGAUGACUUGUUUUCCCCCAACUGCUCUAUGAAUUAUUAUUAAAAUGUUAAUUUAUGGAGGCAUUAAGAACACUUCAGAGUGUAUUGGUCUCCUGAGAAGCUCCUGGAUCGCUGGUGAUGUAUCUGAGCUCUCCAGCCUUCUCCUGGCAGCUCUGAUUACCUGCUGUCUGCCUGUGUGUGAUCUCUGAGCUGUAUGCUCUGCUCACUGAUUUAUUCCUGGCUGUGUUUGGCAUUUGCUUUGUGUGUGCUUUCUCUGCCUGCUAGGGGUAAGGUCUGUGGCCUCGAUAGGUGGAUGUGCCUGGGGGAGCCCUUCCUAUGCAGGUUGGGCUUUGCUCUCCCGCAGCCUGUGACUCCUCCAAUUGCAGCCGGAGAUGAGGAUGUUGCAACCAGUUAACUGGGCAGCGAUUGUGUCAUAUACUGGCAGAACUACAACACACUCUCUGGUGUCACGAAACAAAGAAGAAGCAGGUUGCUGGAAAAGGCAGAGAAAACUCUUCUGUUCCCAGUAAGAGCGGGAUGAAGAUGGUUGGUGCCGUGCUGCUGGUGACGCUGUGGCUGUGCGCGGUGCCUCUGGGCAGCGGCUCCGAACGCUGUGAUGACUGGGGUGUGGACACCAUGAAACAGAUCCAGAUUUACGAUGGGGAACCCGCCAAGAUCAAAUGCCCACUUUUUGAGACCUUCUUGAAGUACAACUACAGCACAGCCCAUUCUGCUGGCUUAACCCUGAUCUGGUACAGGAUUGGGCAGGACCGAGAUCUGGAGGAGCCCAUUAACUUUCGUCUCCCGGAUAACCGCAUCAGUAAGGAGAAGGACACCCUUUGGUUCUGGCCUGCUCUCCUCAAUGACACAGGGAAUUACACGUGCAUGCUCAGAAACACAACCUACUGCAGCAAAGUUGCCUUUCCCCUGGAGGUUGUUCCAAAAGACCAAGGCUCUUGUGUGAGCCAUUCAAUAAAACCCGUUGAGCAGAUGUUCUACCUGGAGUACGCUAAUGAGAAGAUCACAUGUCCAGACAUUGAUGGGUUUUACCCUGCUAGUGUAACACCAACUGUCAAGUGGUACCAGUCCUGCAGGUUAGUGGAUGGCUUCAAUGAACGACACCCUCAAGGGUCCAAGCUUGUCAUUGGUGUUGUCCGCAGUGCAUAUGAAGGGAAUUACACCUGCAUUGUGACAUUCAAGGACCAUGGAAGAACAUAUAAUCUCACCAGAACCGUAAAGAUGAAGGUGGUAGGAUCUCCGAACAAGGCCUUGCCACCGCAGUUCACCUCCCCAAAUGAGAAAGUUGUCUACGAACUGGAAGCAGGAGAUGAUCUUGUUUUGCCCUGUGAGGUCUUUUUCACCUUUCUGAAGGACUCUCGGACUGAGGUGUGGUGGACCAUAGAUGGAAAAAACACAGAUGAUAUCGUGGAUGCCAAAGUCACACAAAGUGAAAUUCCUAGACGUUUUGAAGACAAAACUAUCAUAAGGACUCUAACAGUUGCAAAAGCCACACCAGAGGACUUGAAACGCAAUUACACUUGUUAUGCCAGAAAUGCCAAAGGGGAAGGCCAUAGCCAGGCCAUAGUGCACAUGAAAGUUGCAGCACCAAAGUAUACUGUGGAGCUGGCCUGUGGACUAGGAGCAACCAUCCUGCUUGUCGUGGUGCUGAUUGUCAUCUAUCAUGUUUAUUGGCUUGAAAUGGUCCUCUUCUAUCGAGCUCAUUUUGGAACAGAUGAAACCAUUCUAGAUGGGAAGGAGUAUGAUGUGUACGUGUCCUACGCACGCAACGCGGAGGAGGAAGAGUUUGUGCUGCUGACGCUACGGGGAGUCCUGGAGAAUGAGUUUGGGUACAAGCUGUGUAUCUUCGACAGAGACAGCCUCCCUGGGGGAAAUACCACCGAAGCGGUGUUUGACUUCAUCCAGAGGAGCCGCAGGAUGAUCGUGGUGCUGAGCCCUGAUUACCUGACGGAGAAGAGCAUCAGCCUGCUGGAGUUCAAGCUGGGCAUCAUGUGCCAGAACACCAUCGCCACCAAGCUCAUUGUUGUGGAGUACAGGCCGCUGCAGUGCACCCACCCCAGCAUCCUCCAGCUGAAGGAGUCCGUCUCCUUCGUCACCUGGAAGGGGGAGAAGUCCAAGCGCUCGGGCUCGCACUUCUGGAAGGCCCUGCGGCUCGCGCUGCCACUGCGCAGCCUGAGUGCCGGCUCCGGCUGGAAUGAGAGCUGCUCCUCCCAGUCUGACAUCAGCCCUGAUCCCAUCCAGAGGAGAAAGAGUCGGUUGAAAGGUCGGCCUGAGCCGCAGGGAGCCCUCACGCCCCCGGCCUCCACACCGAAGGCCAAGCACCGGGCUUCGCGCUUCUUGGCCUGCCGGUGCUGUGGGACCUACUGCCAUGGCGGCAGCAGACUGAAGCGCAAGCGGCGGGCGGUGGCUGAGCCCAGGUGGGAGACCCACCUCUGCAAGGCCGAGGGGCAGGGGGUGCCAGUCAGGAGCCGCCCCGAGCCCCCGCCUGCACAGGGCCCAGCCCUUGCCCUCUGCCAUUACAGCGAUCUAUCGAACAACAAUGACUUCUAUGUCCUCUAGCUGAGAGAUGGAGCUUGGUGGCGCUACAGGUGCUGAGCCCAUGGAAGACAUUUACUGGAGCUUCUGAUGUGACAUUUAUGCAGUAUCAGAGGCAGACUUGGUGUCUUUCUACAUUGCCUCACUCGCUGUCAGGCACAAAGGACUGCAGCAACAUUCCAGCUGUCUUGCUGAUGAUGAUCUGAGCCAGGGACCUGCAACGGCACACAGAGCAGCAGUCAGGGCUGCCUAUGUUGGCGAGUCCUUCUCCUUAAUUACAUCGCAAAGUGGAGCUGAACAUAUGUGAGCAUCUCCUCAGCAUUUCUUGUGGGAGGGCAGGUCCUGCUGGCAGGGUGGCAUGGAUGCAGGGAUGCAGGAAGGGAGGCAGAAGCGGUGCAUAUGGGGGGAAUACCCAGGGAAGGAGGAGACUGCAGGGUUUUGCAAACAAGACUUUGCUAAUGAGCUCAAUGGGAGCCCAGCCGUGCAGGAGUGCACUGUGCAGCACGGUGCUUUAUCCACUGUGGUUUAAAAGAACUUGGUCAAACCUUUUAAAUCCCUUCUCUCUGAAUAAAAGUGAGUUCUUUAA
Gallus gallus (chicken) is the source of this 9358-nucleotide messenger RNA. It is a transcript of the gene IL1RAP, whose product is annotated as interleukin 1 receptor accessory protein. The record is from RefSeq and is a predicted model, not a curated record. Bases 6757 to 8796 code for a protein of 679 amino acids. Lineage: Eukaryota; Metazoa; Chordata; Aves; Galliformes; Phasianidae. Gene Ontology annotation, molecular function: interleukin-1 receptor activity. The transcript is spliced from 11 exons. Gene Ontology annotation, biological process: signal transduction.